Messenger RNA from Cyprinus carpio (common carp), 1411 nucleotides. RefSeq lists its product as uncharacterized. Gene Ontology annotation, cellular component: external side of plasma membrane. NCBI's taxonomy places the organism in Eukaryota, Metazoa, Chordata, Actinopteri, Cypriniformes, Cyprinidae. Gene Ontology annotation, biological process: negative regulation of T cell proliferation; positive regulation of T cell proliferation; T cell costimulation. The record is from RefSeq and is a predicted model, not a curated record.
GUAACUGACAUCUAGCCUAACUUUAAAACUGUGCACUCAGUCACACCCGACAGAUUUUGCGAUGCGUGAGUGGGAUGAUGAUGUAGGCGAGUCUUAACAACACAAACUUCAGUCAUUUCACUUCACUUUCCUCCAGCGAUCUGAUACGCGUGCCUCUUCUGCAGCGGAAUAUAAACCAAAGGACAAUCAUGAAGCCCUUGGCAUUGCUGACACUUCUGCUCAUCACGAGUGGUUCUGCAGUGGGGCAAAUGUUGAAAUCUAAUGUGACUGGCUAUGUUGGAAAGGAUGUACUUUUAUCAUUUAACUGUUCUAAAGACCCUAAAGAGCUGAUAUGGCAGAAAGGUUUGAGAGUAGUGAAUUUUCAUUCACAAGACAAAAUCAAGAUAGAUGAUUCCUACGUGGACAGGACGCAACUCUUCAUAAACAUGGAGAAGAGAAACUGUUCCCUACUGCUCCGCAACAUCUCUACAGCAGAUGUAGGACUGUACACCUGUUAUGCCAUAGACACUGUUGAUAACGACGUCUGGACAAAGGAGUCUACAGAAGUUAAUUUAACAGUGGAGAUCAACCCUGAAAAAAGCGUCCAAACUGAAGAAGAAUCUGACACAGCUGUCCCUGUUAGUGUUCCCAUAGCGGUAGUACUGCUUAUACUGGCUGUUAUCCUGCUUCUAAUCCUACUGAUCAGAAGACAACAUCGGACACGCACGGACACUGAUUUACCGGCUGAGAAACCUAUGCUACAGAAUGUGUGAAGUGCUCUUGCUUGACAGUUUAAUGGACUUACUUCUAUGUUGUAAUGCAAGGUCCUUCACAACAACAACAAUGGACAAUAAGAGGCCUUAGCCCUAAACAAAUGCGUUCGCAUGUGGGCAUUACACAAUGGUGCGUGCUGAUCCGUCUCACUUUGAGACAGAUUAAUGUUCAGUUUUCAGUUGUAACACUGUUACUUGUUUACCACUGAAUUGUGAAUACACUGCGGAUAUACAUUCAGUAGGCAUUACAGUUUUGUAAUUUGACAAGAUUCUCCUUGUAGGAACUGUCUUUAUUCAUUCUUUGAAGAACAGAUGUGAGGGGUAGGGGACAUGCAGUUUGUAUUUUGCCUUUUCCUCUCUCUUUGAGACAAACUGGUGGUCUCAAUCCUAAACAAGCUUUCCAAAUAAUUUUAUUUUAUUGUUCAUAUGUGUACAGCAAUCAUUUACUAAGCACUCAUCAUGCAAGCUUCUUUACAUUUACUCUUGAAUUGGUUGUUUUACUCAGCCUGUGCUGAUUUCAUUUAUGUGGAAGAAAUAAUAUGGCACUCCCUAUGGGAUAUAUUUGCUUUUUUUACUGUACUAAAUUUCAUUUACUUUUAAAUGAAUUCUGUAAAGUGCUUCAAACCUGUCAAGGCAAUAAACCUUUUACAUAUACAGUU